GAACCCAUGGACGUGCGCAUCGAUAUGCCGUGGGGCUAUGUGGUGGGCAGAUGGUACGGCAACCGGCAGGUACGACCCAUCCUGGCUCUGCACGGCUGGCUGGACAACCUGGGCACGUGGGACAAACUCCUGCCGCUGCUGCCGCGACACCUGGGCGUCCUCUGCAUCGACCUGCCCGGCCACGGAUAUUCCGCGAAACUGCCCGAGGGGAUUGCCUACCACUUUGUGGACUACCUGUGCGUGAUCCUGCGCGUCAUGGAGGAGUACGGCUGGCAGAAGGUGUCCCUAAUGGCCCACUCCAUGAGCGCCAUGCUUUGCUUCAUAUUUGCCUCCCUCUACCCGCACCGCACCGACAUGCUGGUGAGCAUCGACAUAGUGAAGACCCGCUAUCGCAAGCCACCCUCCCAGAUCGAUUACCUGCGCACCAACAUCGAGGGGUACAUGCUGGAGGACGAGCGCUUCGCAAAUGCCAAGCGCCAGGAGCCGCCCGCCUACACGUACCCCGAGCUGGAGCAGGUCCUGCACAAGGGCUCCGACUACUCGGUGGCCCUGGAGAACUGCCGCCACAUCCUGACACGCAACAUCAGCCGCUCCACCAAGUUCCCGGCCAAGUACUUCUUCUCGCGGGACGGCCGCUGCAAAUACUACACGGAGUUCCACACGAGCCCCCCCUUCGCGGCGGAGCUGGCCAGGACCAUUCGCAAUGUCCCCUACUGCGUGAUCAAGGGCUCCGAGUCGAACUUCAUUGACGAGCAGAGCGACGAGGUGAUUGCCAUUCUGCGGGAAAACAAUCCGCAUUUUGAACUCCACGAGGUGCAGGGCACCCACCACGUUCACCUCAACAACGCCGAGGGAGUGGCCGCGGUCAUCAACCCGUUCAUCAUGCACCAUCGUCCUCCACAGUUGGAAACCUGGACGGUGGACGCCGGAAAUGCAGAGGAUGCGGAGGAGGACCUGCCCGAGGCGGUGAAAGAGUUCAAGCUCAAGGUGGAGGACUCAGAAAACGUCAAGAGGAGAAAGAGAAAAAGCAACCUAUAGCUGCUGCCACCACCUUUGAUGAAAUUGGGCCAGCAGUGCGAUUCAGAUGAGAACCAAGAAUGCCAAUGUGAUGCUCCAGACGAGCCCCACUUAUGUAAUGAACCUGUAGAUAACCGCAAUUAAAAUAAAUUUAAACUAAAUGGUCUUCCAAAGGGACU
Molecule: messenger RNA, 1196 nt
Organism: Drosophila bipectinata
Lineage: Eukaryota; Metazoa; Arthropoda; Insecta; Diptera; Drosophilidae
Product: probable serine hydrolase
Source: RefSeq, a predicted model, not a curated record